AUGGCAUACACUUUAACUAUUGCUGCUAAGGCACCAUUGGUUGCUUACGCAGCUUUGAUUGCCGUCGGAUUUGUUAAUAAGUCCGAAGAUAUCACUGAAUCGAUUUUUGUCGAAGUCGUUGAUGAUAAGACUGCUGUUAAGUCUAACCCAGCAGCUUCAGUGCACCUCACCACUCCAGAGGGUAAAGAAUUUUCCACCCAACUUGAAAUUUUGGACUAUUUAACUGAAAAGUACCCUCAACUCUUCAGUACUUCCAUCUCCUCAUCUCAGUGGGUUAAAUUUGCAUUGGAUAAGUUGUCUAUUAAGAACUUCAAGGAAUUAGCUACUGAUUUGGAAACUUUAGAUGCUCACUUAAACUUCAGAUCUUUCGUUAUUGGCCACAAAAUCUCAAUCACUGAUAUCACUGUUUGGGGUGUUUUGAGAGCCAAUGCAUUGAUGGGUUCAGUCAUCAAGAAUAGCGUUUAUAUUAACGUUUCCAGGUGGUAUAACUUCAUUGGUCAAGACUCUAGAUUCGAACGUGAGAUUGAACAAUACACUUCUAACUUGAAUGAUUUGAGGAAAUCUGCCAAGACUGCUGCCAAUGGUGGUAAGAAAGAAGCUCACAAGGCUUCUUUUGAAAUUGACUUACCAGGUGCAGAAAUCGGUAAAGUUGUUACUAGAUUCCCACCUGAACCAUCUGGAUACUUGCAUAUUGGACAUGCUAAAGCUGCUGUUUUGAAUGAGUAUUUUGCUCACCAAUACAAGGGUAAGUUGAUCAUCAGAUUCGAUGAUACCAACCCAAGUAAGGAAAAGGAAGAAUUCCAAGAUGCAAUUAUUGAAGAUUUGGCCUUAUUGGGAAUUAAGGGUGACAAGAUUACUUACUCAUCUGACUAUUUCCAAACAAUGUACGACUUGGCCAUUCAAAUGAUUAAGGACGGGUUAGCCUACUGUGACGAUACUGUCCAAGAAAAGAUGAGAGAAGAAAGAAUGGUUGGUGACAAAUCUGCUAGAAGAGACAGAACCGUUGAAGAAAACUUGCAAAUUUUCACUGAAGAAAUGAAACAAGGUACCGAAGUCGGUUUAAAGAACUGUCUUAGAGCUAAAAUCGACUACACUGCUCCAAACAAGACCUUGAGAGAUCCAGUUAUCUACAGAUGUAACUUAACUCCACAUCACAGAACUGGUUCCACUUGGAAAAUCUACCCAACUUAUGAUUUCUGUGUUCCAAUUGUCGAUUCCAUUGAAGGUGUUACACAUGCUUUGAGAACGAUUGAGUACAGAGAUCGUAACGCUCAAUAUGAAUGGAUGUUAAAGGCUUUGAAAUUAAGACAUGUCCACAUCUGGGAUUUUGCUAGAGUGAACUUUGUUAGAACCUUAUUAUCUAAGAGAAAGUUGCAAUGGUUUGUUGACAAGAACUACGUUUCGAACUGGGACGAUCCAAGAUUCCCCACUGUUAGAGGUGUUAGAAGAAGAGGUAUGACCGUUGAAGGUUUGAGAAACUUUAUUAUAUCUCAAGGUCCAUCUAAGAACAUUAUUAACUUAGAUUGGUCUGUUAUCUGGGCUAUGAACAAGAAGAUCAUUGAUCCUGUUGCGCCAAGACACACUGCAGUUGAAAUUGAGAAUGUUGUUCCUGUUCACAUUACUGAUGGACCAGAAGAGCCUAAGGUCGAAGAUAAACCAAAGCAUAAGAAAAACUUAGAAGUAGGACUUAAGAAGGUUGUUUUCGCCAAGACUCUAUUGAUUGAUCAAAAUGAUGCUGAAGGUAUUGAAGAUGGCGAAGAAGUAACUUUCAUGGACUGGGGUAACAUUAUUGUUACCAAAGUGCACAAGGAAGGUGAUGUGGUUAAAUCUAUUGACGCUAAGUUACACUUAGAAGGUGAUUUCCGUAAGACUUCCAAAAAACUUACUUGGUUAGCAGACACUCCUGAUAAGGUCCCAGUUGAAUUAAUUGACUUUGAUCAUUUAAUUACUAAAGAUAAAUUAGAAGAAGGUGACAACUUUGAAGAUUUCCUUACUAAGCAAACUGAGUUCCACACUAAGGCUUAUGCCGACGUAAACGUUAGAAACAUGAAGGCAGGAGAUAUAAUCCAAUUUGAAAGAAAAGGUUACUACCGUCUUGACAAGCCUUAUGAAGAAGGGAAGGAAGCAGUUUUCUUCACUAUCCCAGAUGGUAAGACUGUUACCAAGUACGGAUCUAAGAAGUAG
Messenger RNA from Dujonia railenensis, 2184 nucleotides. The record is from the annotation of a GenBank genome assembly. Lineage: Eukaryota; Fungi; Ascomycota; Pichiomycetes; Serinales; Debaryomycetaceae.